AUGUUACUGUCUUUGGUUUAUCUAAGCCUUUUGGCGCUACCGUUGUCAGUCCUUGGGCAGCAGAUUCCUGUCGUUGAUGGUGUCAUUGGAGGGGUGCCCAGUGAUGCUAGCAUAGCGAGUGCGGAAGCGGAACCACGACCGUUGCGGGUCGCUGCUACGACUCCGGGGGCACUGCGCGUUGUGGAGAACUCUGGUGUUUGCGAAACUACUCCUGGAGUCCAACAAGCUUCUGGAUAUGGUGAUCUCACUGCGACAGAGAGCAUUUUCUUUUGGUACUUCGCAGCCCGCGAAAACCCCUCUACCGCUCCCCUCGCAUUAUGGUUCAAUGGUGGUCCAGGCUCAUCCUCCAUGAUCGGUCUCCUCCAAGAACUCGGUCCAUGCAGGAUCAACAACGACACUACCACUGUCUCUCUCAACCCUUUUUCAUGGAACAACAACGCCAACACGUUAUUCAUCGACCAACCGGUUGGAGUAGGCUUCAGCAAUGGCGAUCUAAAUGUGGGCACAUCCCAGGAGGCAGCAGCGGAUGUGUGGAAGUUCUUGCAGAUAUUCCUCAAGGAUAAAAGGUUUUCGAAUCUGGUUGGGAGGGAACUGGCGAUUUGGACAGAGUCGUAUGGAGGGCAUUAUGGGCCUACUUUUGCUGCGUAUUUCCUCUCUCAAAACGCGGCGAUCGCCUCUGGAAAGAUAUCUGGGAUCCCGUUGAACUUGAAAGCGUUGGGUGUUGGCGAUGGGUUGACGGACCCUCUGGUGCAAUACCCGGGCUACAUCGCAUACGCUGCUUCAAAUCCUUACCACCCACUCGUAUCGGAAAGCGUCAUCACUCAGGCGAACACUUCGUGGACUCAACACAACGGAUGUCGGGAUCAGAUCACGGCAUGCAAUAACGGAGGCUCUGAUUCCGUAUGUUCCUCUGCACAGUCGUUCUGCAAUAGCAGGAUCCUCGAUCCACUCGUUGGUCCUUUCGAUGUGUACUACAUCCUUGCACGUGAUCCAGACCCUUACCCACCCUCCAUCACCUCAUACCUCAACUCCAUUCGUACACGCGUAGGAGGUGAAGUGACGUGGAGGAGUAGUAACAGUCAGGUGUUCAAUAAUUUUGCGAAGACAGGUGAUUGGAUGAGGAAUUCGAGGCCAGAUCUGGAGACGGUGAUUAACGCCGGGGUCCGUGUUAUUGUAUAUGAUGGAGAUGCAGACUACAUUUUGAAUUUCAAUGGCGUUGAAGCGAUGGUUGACGCCCUCAACACCAAGUUCAGCGCAACAUACAAAACCCAGGUCUUCCAACCUUACACUGUCCAUGGCCAACUCGCGGGACAGUUCAAGAAUGCGGGAACGUUCUCGUAUGUCAGGAUAUAUGGUGCUGGGCAUGAGGUGCCUGCGUACAAGUUUGGUUCGUUGGCCACCGGGGAGGCUGCAUUCCAGAUGUUCUCACAGAUCAUGUCUAACCAGUCGUUGUCUUCUACUUGA
Molecule: messenger RNA, 1464 nt
Organism: Marasmius oreades (fairy-ring Marasmius)
Lineage: Eukaryota; Fungi; Basidiomycota; Agaricomycetes; Agaricales; Marasmiaceae
Exons: 11
Coding region: 1-1464 (487 amino acids)
Biological process (GO): proteolysis
Cellular component (GO): fungal-type vacuole
Molecular function (GO): serine-type carboxypeptidase activity
Source: RefSeq, a predicted model, not a curated record